Molecule: messenger RNA, 5689 nt
Organism: Stylophora pistillata
Lineage: Eukaryota; Metazoa; Cnidaria; Anthozoa; Scleractinia; Pocilloporidae
Product: high affinity cAMP-specific and IBMX-insensitive 3',5'-cyclic phosphodiesterase 8B
Biological process (GO): signal transduction
Molecular function (GO): 3',5'-cyclic-nucleotide phosphodiesterase activity
Source: RefSeq, a predicted model, not a curated record
GCUAGCAGCGAACAAGGUUGAAGCUUUCAAAAAGCUGUCGCGAUUGUGCCGAGUGUUAAGAGAAAUCAGCUCGUAGAAGGGUUGAUUCGCAAGAUCCAACACCGGCCAUGGAUUGUGUGAACUUUGCGGGAUAAGCGUAUUUUUUACGCCAACACACAUGCUUCUUCGAACGACAUCGGCAAUUGACGAUUUUGGUUCGGGGACCUUGAAUUGCAUGUGGGAAGGCGAAUAAUUCUAAUAUCUUCUCCUUAUUGAGUUGCUUGUGGAAGUUUGGUUACAAAUUGUGGGCGCAUUGACUGUGAAUGUUUCUCCUUUUAAGCCCUAUAAAUGGGCUGUGCUCCUAGCAUUCACGUCUCACAAUCUGGAGUAUUUUAUUGUAGAGACGAAAUUCGCGAAGGAUCAAGCCCUAGACCAAGAGCCUCUUCUCCUAGUGAAAUUGUCGGCCAUAUUCGUUCAAGCUCGGACUCUGGGUCGCAUAUUUCGACGUCGUCUUCUUCUCGAAAUCGUGGAAAUAACAAAAAGGAACAAAACUCUCAUCGAGGUAGUUCUAUUGAAGCAGAAACACAAACUUACGACCCAAGGAGUAGUAUGGAUCACCCCAAGAAUGAAAGAAAGGAAAUUUCACUUGGACCAAUGAAGUUAUAUCAAGCUCAAAUGCAGAUCAUGCUGGUGUUUUCAAAGGAAGAUGCUCAGACUGACAGCUUUCUUCAUGCAGCUGAAAGAGGUGGAUAUUUAUGUCAAAUUUGUAAAACAUCUGAAGAGGCCAUGGAACAGUACAUGAACAUUCAGCCAGAGGUGAUAUUUAUUGACAUGAGGGGAAAUUCUGUCAUUGAUGGAGAAACACUUUGCAGGAUAAUAAGAGCUAAAGGCCCACGAGAGAAUUCUAUAAUUAUUGCUGUGGUUAAAGGAAGCCCACGAAGCGAUGAACCAUUGAUGCUUCCACUGCUAAAAGCAGGAUUUGACCGGCGGUUUGUUGAAAAUGCCAAUGUUGGGGCUUGUCAUAAUGAGUUGCUGAUGUUGGAACAUGGAGAAGUUCAGUCAAUGUUUAAAUUAAGAGCAACAAGCUGUCUUUUUAGUGCAAUCGAGCACUCCACUGAUGCUGUGGAGAUUGCCAGCGCAGACUCUGACAAGCCAGAGUUACAGUACUUCAACCCUGCCUUUGAGAAGAUGUCUGAAGCUGUCGGGCAUCCCCAGAACUUCAUGAUGAACAGUGAGCAUCAAAAACCCGAGUUAUAUGAAUCAAUACAUGCACACAUAAAGAAAGGGAAGCCAUGGGAGGGAAAAGUAGUCGGGAAAAGAAGAAAUGGAGAUAGUUUCUUACAAAAUGUGCAUAUCAUUCCUAUCAUUGGCAAAGGAGGAAAAGUCGCUCACCAUGUGACAGUGAAGAGAGAAAUCACACAAGCCAAUCCCUUAAAUCAAGUCAACAUGAAUAUGGAGGUUAAUAUGCAUAUGGAAUCACCAACUACAGCCAGUGGUGUAACCGAACAAGUUCAAAUUAACACCUUAAAUGGAGGUAUUCUUAGAAGACAUUCGACAACAACAACGACCAAAAUAGAGGCACCCAUUACAAAAGUCAUAAACAUGCUGUCUGCAGCGCAAGAAAAUAGUCCCAUGUCGGUAGUACAAGCACUGGAUAGAGUGCUGGAAAUUCUGCGGACAGCGGAAUUAUAUUCCCCUUUCACCACAACUGAAGAAGACGCUAUGACUAAUGAACUGGUCGGAGGUCUCAUGAGCAAUGUGAGUUUUAUUCAUUCAAUUUACUCCUUUAUUAAUCAGACCACACCGAGCACAGUACGGACCCCACCCAUCUCACACCUCCAAGAGGCCCCAACUGAAGUUAUCGCUUCUAUGGUUGACGAGGCAGACUGGGACUUUGAUAUUCUCAAGUUGGAAAAAGCCUCCAAUCACAGGCCCUUGUACUUUUUGGGAACGAAGAUUCUGAACAGGUUCAGGGCCUGUGAAUUACUCAACAUUACCGAAGAUGUUCUUAAGAAUUGGUUACAAUUAAUAGAAGACAACUAUCACUCGAAAAAUGCCUAUCAUAACUCCACGCACGCAGCAGAUGUCUUGCACGCAACAGCAGUGUUCUUAGCUAAAGAAAGGGUGAAGGCUGUUUUGGAGCCGCUCGAUGAAAUAGCCUCGUUAAUAGCAGCUGUUGUUCACGAUGUAGACCAUCCGGGAUAUACCAACUCAUUCCUUUGUAAUGCGGGAAAUGAGCUCGCCAUCCUCUACAACGACAUCGCCGUACUGGAGAGUCAUCAUGCUGCGUUGGCGUUCAAACUUACAGCGAAAUAUGAGAGGUCAAACAUCUUCAAGGGACUUGACAUGGAUGAGUUCCGGACGAUUCGCCAAGCGAUCAUCGACAUGGUAAUGGCGACAGAGAUGACGAGACAUUUUGAGCAUCUGUCGAAGUUCGUAAACUCUAUAAAUAAACGGCGCUCUUCCAGUAUGGAUGAGGUGCACUCGGUGCACAGCGGGCGUGGCACUCCGGAUUCUCAAGCAUCAACCGCGGUAGCACUGAACACUCCAGAAAACCGUACACUGAUUAAAAGAAUGCUAAUUAAGUGUGCCGAUAUCGCCAACCCGGCUCGACCACGGUACCUGUGUAAGGAGUGGGCAUACAGAAUAGCACAGGAGUACUUUUCACAGACGGACGAGGAAAAGAGGCGUGGUUUACCGGUUGUGAUGCCUGUGUUUGAUAAGCAAACAUGUAACGUACCGAGAUCACAGGUUUGGUUCAUAGAUUACUUUGUUAGUGACCUUUACGACGCAUGGGAUGCUUUCGCAUUUGUACCCGAGACCAUCAGACAUCUGACAGAUAAUCACGAAUACUGGAAAAAAGCAGCGGAGGAGUGGGAUGCUAAUCGCACAACUGCAGCCACUUCCGGUAACUCGACUUCCGGCACCGCCACGAAAAACCCCACGUCUACGUCUUCGUCCGAACCUCCUUCUUCGUCCAGCACGUCUCUAACUUCAUCAUAGUUUGCUGUCACGGUAGUUGUCGUUAGCCUCUUGUGUUGCCUCUUGUUUUGUAUUGUUGUUGUCCAUAUUGUACACAUGUUUCGUGCAGUGAAACGCGUUUCGUUGGCACUUUAUGCAGUAUUAUAACACCUCCCUGCAGCUUAGGAUGACUUGAAGCCACUUUGUCUGGUGUGUCCCCUUACUAGAGUCCGCCUCUGACACGUGACGGUAACGCAAAGUAGUCUGUCGCAAACGUUUUCAGGUUUUGUGGAAUUUUGUAUCUCACUCCGGAUUUGCGCAUUUCCUCGUCGUUUUCGUCUGAAAUUUUUGUUGAAGAACAAUUUAUGCAAAGAGCGUAGGAUGUUACCUAGAUUUCUCUAGUAGUCCAAUAAUGUUUCCUCUGCAUACUCUAGUGUUGGCUGUGAAAGCUUUUCUGUCUAAAGCUAGUUUAAGUAAGCCACAAUCUUGGCGUCUUACAAAACUAUUUAAUUACGAGAGAGAGACAGAGUACGUUCUACAUAUAUAAGUAAAACAAAAACAAAAAGAAAAAAGGAAACAAAUUGUAUAUAGUGUUUUCCCAUCAAGGAAAAUCUCUAGAAAAUUAUAAAGUAUUAUAUUUAUUUCCGUUGACCUACCUACGCACAAGCUCCCCUAAUUAAAAUUAUUUGUUAACUUUUGGUAGAUGUCAUUUACGUCUCAAAGCCUGAGUUUCCAGCACAGGCUUUUAAAGAAAUAUCGAGAUAAGAAUUAAUUAAAUGAUUGCUCGCCAGCUCCCAGUACGGUACGUUUUUCAUAAGCCACGAGGAGCAGGCUUCGAUCAUCCUCUUCUUUCCAAGAACCUCGAUGUUAUGGAACUUGUAACGUUUUUACUCAGUUUGGUUAACUCUCCAUUUUGUUGGCUGGGAAUUAAUGUGUCGCAUGAGCUUUGAAAUCCUGAUCUUUCGAAGGUGAUGGAAAGUGAUGCAAAUUCGAACGAUAUGAACUGUCAAAUUAUGUUGAGAAUGUCUAUCGUUUACGUUAGCUUCAUAACACGCAGUUCUUGAAGAGAAGGGGGCAAGCAAAGAGAUCUGUUCCCAGAAGCUUGCUACUUCCACGCUAAUACGUCAUCAUAUGAAUAGCGAGUGAGUGAAGCUGGAAUCUAGCAGUUAAGGAAUUAAGGACUGAUUUACCUGAGCCUGCGUGUAAUGUGGUGAUGAAAGCCCACGUGACUUCGAAUACAUGUUGUCUGUUUGGACCAAAGAGAUCAGAUAUUCUUGGCGUAAAAUGUAACUUUUUUAUAAAAUUUUGAGAAGUUCAUCGUGUUUCUUAUCUAUUUGGGAACCCAUUGUCUAGCCAUUGCUUUUCAAUCACCGUAUGUCACAGAUUUCUCUCAUCUUGGUUUCCCUGCUUUUACAUCCUAUGUCACGUGUCUAGUGCGUGAAGAUUUGCCAGAAUCAGUCUUUUAUUCCCUGACUCAGUAGAAAGUUGAAUAAUAUUGGAACGUAAUGCUAAAUUAAAUGAAACUUCAUCCUUUUACUUAAGCUUGGUGAUGGUCAAAACGGAGCAUUUAGUUCGCUUUUCGUGCUUGAAAACGUAGCAAAUGUACUCAAGCUUAAAAUGAGAAAAUUCCUUCACAAAUAUGGUCGUUUUUAUGGCAAAGGGUAUUAACACCAAGUCAUUUUUAUCUUGUCCAUUUUGUCAUUGCUGUGUUGUGUUUAUACAUUAAAAAAAUUAUUCCUAAUUUAUUCCUGCUGCCAAUGUGUUUUAUAGUCAGGCUUUUGGUGAAACGUCUUAUGGUACAAAAUGUCUUUUUUUAGGAGGUGGAGCAUCCCAAUUACCAAUUAACUUCUGUUAUGUAUCGAUACAGUUUUCCAAAUAAUUGAUUUCCAGGUUCAAUCUCGAAAAAAAACCAGUGACACGAAAUGAAAGCCACUCUCGUGGGAAAUAGAUUUUAUGACGGUAAACUGAGUCACCAAGCAGGUGGUCUACAUUGCAAUGUCAAUGUGGGGGGGUCGGCUUGUCUAUUUUGACUUCCAUUAGUCUGCAAGAUAGAAGAGUUUAUUGCUGUGGAAAGAUGUUCACUUGUGACCGAUUUUCUACUUUUUUUUCUUUUGUGGACAACACUCGCCCAUUGGAUGCAUUCGUGUGAUGGACUCGUCACUUUCUUCCGUUGGGGUAGACUACGGGACGAACCAAAGAAAGUUUCCUUGUUAGUUGAUCGUGUUACCGGGAGGGCGGGUUUUGUCACGCAACACGCGAGACCUCUUGAGUUUCAUCUGAACAUCUCACAGCAAUGAAAUUAUAUUGUGUGAUCCAUGACUGUUUUCACCAAGAGCCUUGUAGAAAAUGUUAGUCGAGCAAGACCAUUUUAAUUUGUAAAGCUUCCUGUACACACUUAUUGAAUUUCUAGCUAGCUCAGUUGUACAGUUUUGAUCAAAUCAUUUUAAUGGGUCAACGUUGCGUUGUCCUGUGUCAUUAUGUAUAAAAAGUAUAAUUUUCAUAAUACAACGAUGAUAAUGAUAAUAUAAGUUGAUUGCUUGGAGAGAUCCAGGAUAUUGAAGUUAUUAUAUCAUGUACAAAUUGUUUGAUAAAUCUUGAGUAGCCCGUUGGAUUUCUAUGUAGAUGUUCUGUGUGGACGUCAAUUAUGUUGUUCUUUCCUAGAUUGUGUUGUGUACAGUUGCUUUAGUUCUGAAUCUCUAAAAGUGGACAUUAUAGAAUAGAUAUGAUUAAAAUAAGUUAUUGGAUCGUC